Messenger RNA from Kwoniella shivajii, 2604 nucleotides. RefSeq lists its product as uncharacterized. Lineage: Eukaryota; Fungi; Basidiomycota; Tremellomycetes; Tremellales; Cryptococcaceae. Bases 1 to 2604 code for a protein of 867 amino acids. Gene Ontology annotation, molecular function: GTPase activity; GTP binding. The record is from RefSeq and is a predicted model, not a curated record. The transcript has 3 exons.
AUGAGUGUUGUAGCUUCUCCAUUACAUCAUCAAGCAUUCUCCGACACAGAGCUGUUCGUACCAUCUGGCUCGGUAUCGGCUCACGCUGAAUUACCACCUCCAUUACCCUCUCCUCUUCCUGGUCCAGAGCCAUUAUCUGUCCCGUUCCCGAUAUUUCAACAUCGACAUACAUCUCCAUAUCCAUCACCUCAUUCUUUCUCUGCACUUGGUCCACCUCCUUCCGCCGACAUGUCUGCUCAUGUCUUGGGUUCUAUACCUGCUCCUCUAGCACCCAAGGGUUCACCGGUCAGUUUACCUGCUUUGACACCUGAAAUCGCACCUCAAGCGCCGAUGCCUCUCACCCCAGAUCCGUCUCCACCAGCAAGUAAAGUUCUGAGUCCCACAAUGAUGAUCAAGCUUGCUCCUCCAGCAAGUAAUAAUCCUUAUGAAAUCAGUUUUCUUGAGCAUCGAGAAGAUUCGCUGUUUCCCGUUCAAUUCUCACCUGAAUCUGAUCCUACACCGAGACGUAUACCGACCAUAUCCAUUGAUACUUCGGUCUCGAAUGUACCAACCCUCGAAACACCUCCAGCUAGAAUCAGAUCGAACAGUGGAUUGGACGUCCGUAUACCUCAAACAGCGCCUGUCAAGAUAAGCUCAGAGAGUAAACCUUCCAGACCAAAAUCUAUGGGUCCACCACCUCGCCCCAGACGAAGUCAGACAGCCUAUCCUGCUCCCCAAUCUGUUCGAAUGAUGGAAAGUAGAAGUGCUGAUUCGAGAGCAAAAUUAAGAAAUCAUAUACCCUUACCUAGACAAGCUUCGCAUGGUCUUGUAAAUUCGCCAAGUAUAGGAAGAGCUUUAUCUGAUGCUGGUCAAAAUACUCCUCCAAGAACAAGACCGGUAGCCUUGACAGGAUCAGAGAUGGCUCCUCCAGAUCUAGGUGGUCCAGAUGGUUUAGAAGCUAAAGUGGUGUUGUUAGGUUCUCAAGGUGUAGGAAAAACGUCUUUGAUUCUAAGGUAUACUACAAAGCAAUUCUCCCUGACUCCAGCACCAGCAACGAUAGGUUCUUCUCUCCACGCUAGAAAACUCGUCCACGAUGGUGUCAGAGUGAAAUUACAGAUUUGGGAUACGGCUGGACAAGAACGAUUUCGAUCAAUGGCUCCAAUCUAUUAUCGAGGUGCUCACGUAUGUGUGCUGGUCUAUGAUAUCUCAGAUAGACAGAGUUUCGAAGACGUCAGAAGCUGGUUGGAAGAAUUGGGUCGAACGGUGCCGAAAGAAACUGUCAUCUUCGUCGUUGGAGCCAAGAUUGAUCUGGAGAAGAAGAGAGUUGUCACCUUCGAUGAAGCUCGUUUAAUCAUCCAAGAAUGGCUGAAACCCUCGCCCGUUCACGAGCCAACCAUCCUCCUCUCACCACCACCUCGAUCGAUUUUCAGAUCUGCUACUUCGGCUUCUCGCACCGGUUCUCCCGCCACGUCGAAACCUCACACGACCAGCAACACCGGCGGACCCCCGUCUCGGUCGCACUCAUAUAAUGCUUUGUCAUCUUUGGGCUGCCCAAAUUCUGGUCAAUCUGCAUCCACUGUUCCUGCUCCAAAACAGUCGGAAACUCCUCGUCAGCCUACUCCAGGUGUUCCAUUUCCAAUGGGGAAACCAUCCGCCAUGCAGUCGCAGAACAGAUCGACACCUGCAAAACCCAAAUCAUCCUCGCCUCCUUCAGUCAGAUUUUUGUCACCUACUUCUCCGUCCAGCAUCUCUUUUCCUGCUUUACAGUCGCCUACUAGACCCACAUCUGCUACUUUCACUGAUCCUGUCGGACCUUCCAUCACUCAAGCAUCAGCAAUAAUGGGACAUCGUUCUAAUCGAAGUAGUCGAUUUUCGCUUUCUGGUGUACUUGGAUUAUCUAGAACGACAAGUAUCUCAGAAGCCGUUACGAGUCUAUCUCAACUUGCCGAAGUUCCCACUUCUCCAAGACAGAUUGCAGAUUCUCCUUCGAUGCCAAAAAGUCAAAAUCUACCGGAAACGUCAUCCCGAGUAAGAAUAGAAAGUACACCUCUGUUCCCAUCUUAUGAUCAUGUCAGGGCGGAUAGAAGAAAAUCAGAAGAUUGGUCUUCUAGAAGUUGGAAAAUGGGUCAAGGUCCAGGUGCGGCUGAAACCCUAGGUGAAUUCGGUGAUGGAGUCAAAAGGAAACAAUCUGGUGACUUAUUGGAUGCAUCAACCCCACUUUCAGCCUCGAUUACUCAAUCAGCUUUCAAGAAACAACCUCCUUCCCAUGGCACACGUAGUAGGGGUGGAAGUCUAGGUAGAGAUCCGAGAUUAUACGGCUCCGCAAAUUCAAGUAAACUUGAUCUAUCUAGAGGUGGAGCCAAUGGAGAAGAUCAAGAGAACGAGAAUGACGGCUCGUGGGGUGUUCAAGUUGAAAAUGUAAGAUUAGGUGAAUGUAGUGCUUUAUCGGGACAAGGCGUCGAAGCACUCUUCAAAUACAUUACUUCCCUUUUGGUGGAAAAGAAAGAUAAAAUCGAAAGGGAACGAGUACUCAGAAAGAAAAACAGCGUGAUGCUUACCGAUCCGACAAAAGAUGGAAAGACGGACGAAGCGAAAUCAAAAGCUGGUUAUGGAUGUUGCGCAUGA